Molecule: messenger RNA, 273 nt
Organism: Dibothriocephalus latus
Lineage: Eukaryota; Metazoa; Platyhelminthes; Cestoda; Diphyllobothriidea; Diphyllobothriidae
Source: the annotation of a GenBank genome assembly
AUGCCUCUGACUUUAAAAGACAAUUGGAUUCAUGCAGCAGAAUUGACCGAGACCCAGUUGUUGAGGGUGAAUAUAGACGAGUGCGAUAAUCGGUACGAUGGCGAAGUUCAGGACGAUGAACAGUUCGGCGCAGCUCCAAAGCUGGGUCCCUACGGGGUACGUGGUGAGAUCGGCCGCGCUGGCGAACAGAUAGAGCUGGUCACGGGAAGAAAGCACCAGAUGACUGAGAAGCAGAGGGAUAAGGCAAUUGAGCCUGUUAUCCUGCUCGAAUAA